AUGAGUCCUUUGAUGUCGAAAGCACUCUCACUGUGCAGCUUCCGUCCAGUGGGAUUCAAUUUGGUGGUUCGCUUAUUUUCUGUUUCGGUUUAUCACAAUACACGAUUGGCCGAGGUGGGCCGGCUUGAACUGCCUAAGGCGCAGGGUAAAUACGAAACUGGCCAGCUCUUUCUGCAUCGUGUGUUCGGAUACCGCGGUGUAAUUCUUUUUCCCUGGCUUGCUAGAGUGUACGAUCGUGAUUUGCCGAACCAUCACACCAAGGGACACCAACUGGAAAGUGGUAGUGCUCCAGCAAAUGCAGCCACAUCCGACAGCCCCGCCAACACUAGCAAAGAAGUUCAAAAGAAAACGCACACAUUCUACCAGGUGUUGAUCGAUCAACGCGACUGUCCCUACAUCCGUGCUCAAACCGAAGCCGUAACGUUCCUAGGAAAUCAGGAAUCCAGCCGCAGUUUGUACGCAAUCCCGGGGCUGGAUUACGUUGCCCAUGAGGACAUAUUACCGUACAGUUCCGAAGAGCAUCAUCCGUUGCAGCACGAGUUGUUUGACAAAUUUUUAGCUCAUCAAACUGACAAAGACCCGCCGUUUGCAGCGCAAGAAACUUUGCGCGCAUGGCAGAAAAAAAAUCAUCCCUGGUUGGAGCUGUCUGAUGUACACAAGGAAACGACGGAAGGUAUUCGCGUCACGGUCAUACCGUUCUACAUGGGUUGCAGAGAAACUCCCGCAGCCUCGGUAUAUUGGUGGCGAUACUGCAUACGGCUAGAAAAUUUGGGGGAACUAAGCGUUCAAUUGCGGGAACGACAUUGGAGAAUAUUCUCAUUGUCUGGAACGCUCGAAACAGUACGCGGGCGAGGUGUAGUUGGUCAGGAACCAAUUCUAAGCCCGCGUUUACCCGCGUUUCAGUAUAGCUCGCACGUGAGUUUGCAAGCACCGAGUGGUCACAUGUGGGGAACCUUUCGGAUGGAACGCGAAGAUGGCCAUAUGUUCGACUGUCGUAUUCCCCCUUUUUCACUCGAAAGCAAGCCCGAUGAAACGAGCACAGGAAAUGACAGUGUAGACGACACGAGCACUAAUUUAAAUGCUUCAUCGAAAUUUUCGUCCACCGUAGUACGGGGUAACGAUGGCAGUAGCGAUGAACCAAUACAGCCCUCAAAUACGGCGACGCCAACGUCCUCGAAACCAAAUACGAAGGAUAAUAAAAACGAUAACGACGACAACGGUGGUAAAUAGAUUAUCGUCGGCAAUUAUGAGAAGUUGUCCAUUUUCUUAUUGCGUAAAGUGUGAGGGCCAUAGAUGAGGAACACUAUACACUCAGUCAAAAUCCAUGUAAAUAAUCCUAAACAAUUAAAUUUAUUGAACUGCA
Molecule: messenger RNA, 1363 nt
Organism: Anopheles nili
Lineage: Eukaryota; Metazoa; Arthropoda; Insecta; Diptera; Culicidae
Gene: POLDIP2
Product: polymerase delta-interacting protein 2
Exons: 3
Coding region: 1-1230 (409 amino acids)
Biological process (GO): error-free translesion synthesis
Cellular component (GO): nucleus; mitochondrial nucleoid
Molecular function (GO): DNA binding
Source: RefSeq, a predicted model, not a curated record